Sinocyclocheilus anshuiensis is the source of this 3651-nucleotide messenger RNA. RefSeq names its product collagen, type XIII, alpha 1 (gene col13a1). NCBI's taxonomy places the organism in Eukaryota, Metazoa, Chordata, Actinopteri, Cypriniformes, Cyprinidae. The record is from RefSeq and is a predicted model, not a curated record. The transcript is spliced from 37 exons. The coding region runs from base 333 to 2252 and encodes 639 amino acids.
GGUCCCGUGGUGAGCGCUGCACAGCCGCGUAGUGUGUGUCAGGUUUCAUUCUGAGAGAGACUCAAGCACGCAGCAGUCAGACAAACCCGUCAAAUGGCACGACUCAAGCACACGGACUCCCACUAGAGCCGGAGAUCACUCAACAGUCAUCUCCAUGCACUUGUAUGAGCAGCAUGCCUCUGUUGAGGUAAUUUUGAAGAUUGAUAUUUUCACGUGAAAAGCGGUUUAAUUGAGUGAAAGGAGAACUUUAAUCAGUUUAUUUGAGCACGACCCCCGUUCAGCGUGAUAAAGUGCUGGAUAAACAUCAAAUUGCCUACAUAAGUCUCACAGACAUGGAGGACAUGAAAUUGCGAGUAUCACCUCAUUCCAGUCGGGAGAGGACCUGCGUUCAGCAUCCUUGCCAAAAGCGCCUUUUGACGAACUGGAAGGACGUGUGUGCAAUCUGCGUGUGUUUGAUCUCGUUUGGAGUUUGUGUGUUGCUUUACCUGAGGACAUCAGAUCUGCAGUCCAGGGUGCUCAGUUUGGAAAAGGACAGAGAUCCUCGUAUCUCCAGUUGGAUCUCUCUGGAACAGGUGGAGCCCGUCCUGUGGAGUCGACUGGAUCAGAUAUUAGAGGAGAAAUUAGCAGCACGUCUACCGAAGAUCCGGGCGGCUCGGGAUGCACCUCAUAACUGCAUCUGUCCACCAGGUCCUCCUGGUCCACCUGGACGAGCAGGCUUUCCGGGAGACAAAGGAUCAAUGGGCAUUCCUGGAAGAAUGGGCUUAAAGGGAAACCUGGGGGAGAAGGGAGCGCCAGGAGAGCCAGGUCUGUCUAUCAUUGGCCCACGAGGACCUCCUGGACAACCCGGUACUAGAGGAUUUCCAGGCUUUCCGGGCCCCAUCGGCUUGGACGGGAAACCUGGACAGAAUGGUCCAAAAGGUGAUAUGGGUCCUCGUGGUCCUAAAGGAGUACCAGGUGAACCUGGUCCAAAAGGAGAGAAGGGUGUAUGUGGUGACUACACUCACAGGAAACGCCGUAUUGUCAACGCCUGUGCUGGAGUACAGGCCACACAGGGCGAGCCCGGAGCGCAAGGACCACCGGGACCUCCUGGCCCCCCAGGGCCUCCAGGGAAUCCUGGCCUAACUGGUGCUAGUGGGCCCCCGGGUAAACCCGGAGAACCUGGAAAACCUGGAAAAGACCCAAGGAUGCUACCAGGGCUGAAGGGUGAACCCGGUGUACCUGGACAAAAGGGUGAUCAUGGUGAAGCUGGUCCAAGUGGACCUGAAGGCCCCAAGGGAAUUAAAGGAGAUGAAGGAAUGAAGGGAGAGAAAGGCGAGCCUAGUGCUGCAGGAACUGGCAUUAAAGGAGAACCAGGUGCCCCAGGACAGCCAGGACAAGCUGGGCCCAAGGGUGAUCCUGGCCAGGAAGGCCCAUCUGGACCAAGGGGUCCACCAGGUCCAACUGGGGAGCCAGGAAAAACUUUAAUCAACAACAAUGAAAAUGAUAUUCGCAAUGUGCAUUUAAUGGGCCCUCCUGGUCUACCUGGACCUCCAGGGCUUCCUGGCACCCCCGGUUUGAAGGGAGAUGUAGGACUUCCAGGUCCCCCUGGUCUUGAUGGGGAAAAGGGUCCAAGAGGAAAGCCAGGAGAACAGGGACCCAUCGGCCCUCCUGGACCUGAGGGACCACAGGGAGAAGGAGGAGUCAUGGGCUUGCCUGGGGCAAAAGGACACAAGGGAGACAUGGGCCCCUCAGGAUCACCUGGUCAAAAAGGUGAACCUGGGGAGAAAGGGGAUAAAGCAGAGCUGGUCUAUGGGCCCGCUGGACCUCCAGGACCUGCAGGGCCAGUUGGGCCAAUGGGACCUCCAGGUUUGUCAGGACCAAAGGGAGAACCAGGAAUAGGCCUGAGAGGAGAGAAGGGAUCACCUGGACAGAAAGGAGAGAAAGGAGACAGGGGCCAUCUUGGACUCCCUGGUCUGAUAGGACCAGCUGGAGUGUCUGGGCCUGCAGGACCAAAAGGAGAAAUGGGGGAAAAGGGUGAUAUGGGAGUAGCUGGACCAAUUGGGCCUCAAGGCAUCCCUGGUUUAGUAGGACCACCGGGAUUAAAAGGAAACCGGGGGGAGAGGGGCAAGAAAGGCAACAGGGGGGCCAAAGGGGAUAAGGGAGACCAAGGAGCCCCGGGAUUAGAUGCCCCGUGUCCGUUGGGUGAUGAUGGUUUGCCAGUACCAGGGUGUUGGAAUAAAGGUCAGAAUCCGUUCCAGCUAGCCAAGAAGUAACCCUGUAGUGAAAUCCAUAAGGUUCUGGUUCGAUUUCCUUCAUAAGCAACACAAAAACUUGAAGAGAUUUUGGGAGAUCUUUAAGUAUGGCCUGCUCUUUGGUGGCUGUUGGAAGGAUUUUGUUUCCUGUAUAACCGUCCUGUAGUACUGAAGGGCUCCAGAGGGCGGCAGAUGUGAGCAGACUGACACUGACUGGACUACAGAAAAGACGAUAAUGCAAAAGUAGCCUGUCGUUUUUAGACCUUUUUCUUUCUCUUCUAUAUUAUUCACUAUGUGAAAGAAACAUUUUAGCACAUUUCGUUCCUUGUUGAUGACGAUGUUAAAUAAUGUUUGUGAUCAGAGGAUCCAGCGCAGCUCGUUGAACAUGCAGAUGUGGUCUGAGUGUUCUUGUGUUUCCAGACAAACCAAAGAAAGAUAAAAUCUUUGAUGAUUCCUGAUUCAAAAUAUCACUGCCUUCUGUCGAGAGUUGCAGGUAGAAUGCAACCUCACACUUCACUCAAAGUACACCUUUAUUCUUGCGUUUAAUAUUAAUAUUUAGCAUAAAUGGAUGUACAUAUCCAUCCUGCUUUGCAUACAACAAUGUUGUUGUGCUUGUACAUAGCAUAAUGUUAUACCUUUAAAAAUGAAAAUAGAAUCAGUUAUACAGCUAAAAAAAAAAAAAAAAAAAGGUAAACAUGAGUGACAAAGUAAACUAUCACUCUUAACUAAUUUGAAAUGCCUGCUAUGUACCAACUAUUACCACAAUCCUUCUACAUGUUACUUUGCAAAAACAGUUUUCAAAAAAUGUAAUAGCUGUUUGCAACAGAGCAUUUGAUGGUGUUGCAACAUGCAUGCAACAUUUCACUCCUGUAAACAUAGAUGUCAAUGCUGACUCCAUCUGUAUAUUUUGCCAACUCUUUGAAAUGCAAAUAACUGUUUGCAGUUUGUUUGGGUAAAUCUACUCUUACAGAAUGGUUGUACUUUUCAGAAUAUAUUGGGGCAGCUAAAGCAACAAAUUUAAACCAGCAGUGACACAUUGGGCGUUUAAUUUAUUUAUCAUUGGUUUCGCACAUGUUUGACCUUCAGAUAAACUAUUUGUUUAUAUUAAGUUUUUAUGCCUAUACGUCUGAUUAGAGUAAACUUCUUUUUUGACAUGAAAACUAUUUUUGGUUGUCCAAUAUGCAACUUAUUACCAGAAUCACAGAAUAAACAGUACCGCUAUGGGAUGACAACACCACAUUAACCAUAACAGCUUUUGUGAGGGAAAAUAAUCUUUAAUCUCCUUACAAAAUUUGGGAUCUGGAUUCAUUCAUAAUGUGGUUUCAUAUGUACCAGCAGCUGUUUUUUUUUUUUUAAACCUAAUGCAAGCAUUCCUUAUGUUGUAUUUUGACUGUUUCAGGCAAAGAUUGGUUGUAUAUAA